Molecule: messenger RNA, 2793 nt
Organism: Miscanthus lutarioriparius
Lineage: Eukaryota; Viridiplantae; Streptophyta; Magnoliopsida; Poales; Poaceae
Source: the annotation of a GenBank genome assembly
AUGACGGCCGGCGCCGGCGAGCCCCGCCGCGUGGUCCUCCUCCUCGACCUCGACCCCCUCCUCCCCACCCCCAGCUCAAGCACCCCCGCCGCCGCCGCCUACCUCGCCGCUGUCCUGCCCGCCGCCACCUCCCUGCUCGCCGCCUCCCUGUCCGCGGCGUCCCUCUCCGCGGGGCGCCUCUUCUUCUCCUCCCUCUCCCCGAUCCUCUCCUCCUCCCUCCUCCUGAGGCCGCUCCCGGCCGCCCCCACCCCGCUCUCCUUCGACCUCCACCCGGCCACCCUCGCGUCCCUCGCCCCGCUCCGCCGCCUGGCGCUCCGGGCGGCAGCCCCCGCGCACCCGCGUGUCCCCGCCUCAUCGUCCGUUGCCAAGUCGCUCCUCCAGCUCGAGCACGACUACUCCUGGGACCACGAGCCCCAGGGCCGCCGCCGCCGCCGCCGCGGCUUCGAUCCGCCGCCCAAUUUGGUGGCUCUCUUCACGCCCGCCGCGGAAUUCGACGAGUUCGGGGACGGCGCCAGCUUCGUCGACAAAUUCCGCAAGGUUUUCGGUCCUGUCAGGGACCGCCUCUCGGCGACUGGCCUACAGGUGUGCUGGGUCGCCGUCCCCUCCUCCUCCGCCUCCGCCAGUGAGGGGAUCAGGAAGGCGGUCACCGAACUUGGAUGGUGGUUCACUACCGCCGAUGCCGUCGCUUUGGGGUCGGCCGUUACGCCGCCGGCGCUCGUGUGGGGAGGUGUUGGACUUGGCUACGUGGUAGGUGGACGGCGAGGGGAGGUGGUGUUGGAGAUCGCGGAUGUGGAGGGCAAGCCACUCGUCUGCAAGGGCUGUGACGUCGAGGUGGUUGGCUCCGCACGGUUGCAGCAGGCCAGCGGCAAUGCUGUGUGCAGGAUACAUGUCAAGUCGGUAUGUGAGGUGGGGAAUUGGGAGCGGUUGAUGGGUGUGGAUGGUGAUGUUGCCGUGGUUCGAGGGUUCCAACGGGAGGGGAGCAAGGGUGACGGGGAAGAAGCUGUAGAUAAGGAGUAUUUUCCUCAUCGGAUUCUUGAAUUGAUCCUUGGUGAUGAGAAGGAUCGAUUAGGGGUCGCCAAGCCAAUUUGGCAGCUAAUUUUGGUGUUCCUUAGUAGAAGGAACUAUUGCGCAGUAGUCUCAGUUUCUGAUGGAGAUGGGAACUCUGUAGAUGGUGUUCUCAUGCCCUUCUCAAUGAACUGUGCAUUACUUCAUUUUGAGAAGAAUGGUACUGGUUUAGGCCUGGUGUCUGCCAAAGCCUCCGAGACGCCUGGUAGUGGUGCAUCUGAUGAGACAAAGAUGCAGAGUGCGCGGAAGAAGAGAAGCAGGCUGGCCGGUAAGCUAGUUGAGGUGACCACCUGGAGUACCUUCUGUGACAUGCUUCUCAAACACGCUGAUGGAAGCAUGCCGGUGGUUGACUUGGAAGACCUAUAUUUCAGCAGGUAUGGCACCACAUCCAAAAAGUUGCGGUUUCUGAAAUGUUGGAUGAAACAGGUGAAACAGUCAUGUCUUAGUACUUUAACGAGCAUAUAUACAGAAGGACAGAAGUGUCUUCCCUCAAAGGAUGAUUCAGAAGCAAGAGUUCUGGUUUCAGAAGAAGAUGCUUCAGCUGGUCUUGUCAAUUUUUCGCUGGAUGAAGCAGAUUGCCAAAAGGUGGAGAUGCCAGUGGAUGAAGCAGAUUGCAGUGAAGUGGGCAUACCAGUGGAUGAAGCAGAUUGCAGUAAAGUGGACAUAUCAGUAGGUGAAGAGAGUUCAAUGUUCUCUUCUAUGGAAGAUUUAGAAGCAUUUCUGGGAAGUGUCCCUCAUAAGAUUGAGCAAGGUCUUUGUUCUGGAGAUGCUGAUCUGGGGAGUUUAGCUGAACGUUUGGUUGGCUUGUCUGUGCAUGCAAUGUUGGUUAAGCAUGGAAAGAUUGCAGUGAGGUACUUUGAACACAAUGAAGCAGAAGAUGUUUCUGGUGCAAAAAUUGCCUGUGAACUUUCCAAUAUUUUGCUGAAGAAACCUAAAGAACUGGUGUCCAAGUACAGAGAAAGUGAUUCAGUGUCUGCUGCAUCAGAACAAACCACAAAAUACGAGGAAGGUUCAAAACAGAAAAUGAUAAAAAACAUCUGCUCGCUUUUGCAAUUUAUUGAUAUCAAUCUCCAAGGGGAUUCUUUUCAGUCUGACGGUAUUCUUGAGUAUGCUGAAAAGACCAUAAAGUCCAGGUACAUCAACUCCAUGGAGGACGUGAUCAAGAAGAUCUACACAGAGAUGGAGUUCGAUUUAUUUGACGACGACGACGAAGUCGACUACUCAGAUUCUCUACCCAGCAGCAGCAACCAGGAAGACGCCAACCGGCGCCACAGCCACCGGGGCUCCACCAGCACGAGCGCCUCCGUGCUCCAGAUGCCGCAGCGGGACGCCAGGAGCAGCCGGCAACGCGAGGACGACUGGCACAACGAGCUGAUGGCGAGAGCCCAGGAGCGGCGGGACCGGCAGAGGCGGCUCUCCUCCUUCACCAGCUGGGUGCCCGACCUGCGCCGCGUCUGGGCGCUCAAGCACCUCGGGAAGGAGCCGUGCGCGCGGGUACCACGGUCCAGGUCGUGCUCCAAGCGGAGGAAGCGGCGGUGGGCGGUGUUCACGGACGUCGUCUUCGAGACGCCGGUGACCGCCGCCAAGAGGCACGAGAGCGGGUCGGAGUCGCCGCCGGAGUCCGACGCCGGCCAGGGGGCGGCGAGGGCAGCCGCGCUCGGGGCGGUGUCCAAGACCUUGUUUGAUGACGAGGAGAUUGAGACGGACGUGAGCUCGAGUAGCACCUAA